Messenger RNA from Linderina pennispora, 1374 nucleotides. RefSeq names its product delta-12 fatty acid desaturase. The record is from RefSeq and is a predicted model, not a curated record. Bases 213 to 1361 code for a protein of 382 amino acids. The transcript has 2 exons. Gene Ontology annotation, molecular function: oxidoreductase activity, acting on paired donors, with oxidation of a pair of donors resulting in the reduction of molecular oxygen to two molecules of water. NCBI's taxonomy places the organism in Eukaryota, Fungi, Kickxellomycota, Kickxellomycetes, Kickxellales, Kickxellaceae. Gene Ontology annotation, biological process: lipid metabolic process.
GCAAAAAAAAAAGCGUCGUGACAACCAACUGCUUCUUUUGUUCUUUUUUUGCUGGGCAUCCUUAGCAUUGAGCGUAGACGCCUCCCCAAACACGGCACUGCUGCAGCUUCACAUGGGGGCAUAUAAACAGGCAGAGGUGUCGCCCGGCUCUCCACUGCUCUCCUUCACUUCAUUUCGUUACUCUAGAGGUAUCUCGGUUUUUCCUAUACACCAUGGGCGGCAAGCAGACCAUCGUUGACCCGGAGAAGGACUUUGAGCCUCCCAAUUUCACCAUCAAGGAGCUGCGUGACUGUGUGCCGAAGCAUUGCUUCGAGCGUGACACCAUGCGGUCGUUCAGCUAUGUGGCGUAUGAUAUUCUGGGAGUCAUUGCGCUGGCCACAUGCGCGACGUACAUCCACCAGCUGCCGCUGUUCCUGCGCGCUCCGGCAUGGAUUGCGUACUGGAUCGCACAGGGCGUGGUGUGCACCGGGCUGUGGGUUAUCGCCCACGAGUGCGGCCACGGAGCGUUCUCAGACUCCAAGGCUAUCAACGACGCUACUGGGUGGGUGCUGCACUCGGCGCUGCUGGUGCCGUACUAUGCGUGGAGGCAUACGCACUCGCAGCAUCACAAGGGCACCAACAGCAUGACGCGCGAUGAGGUCUUUGUGCCGCGCACCAAGUCGUACCGCGGGCUGCAGGGUAAGCCGUCGACGCCGGCCUGGAGGACCGACACGCUGUUUGAGGAGACGCCGCUGUACCACAUCUACCUGUCGAUUGGGCAGUCGCUUGUUGGCUGGCCCGCAUAUCUGUACCGCAACGCAUCGGGGCCCAAGUAUGCGCGCGGCGCCUCGCACUUCAACCCGAACGCAGUGCUGUUCCGGCCUGACCAGUUCUGGCAGAUCGUCAUCAGCAACGUCGGCGUGCUGCUGACGGUGCUGGUGCUGACCUACUCGGCGUGGGUGUUCUCGACGGCUUCGGUGUUCUUCUACUAUCUGGUGCCGUAUCUGUUUGUCAACUUCUGGCUGGUCACCAUCACAUUCCUGCAGCACACCGACCCUGUGGUGCCGCACUACGCCGACGACUCGUGGAACUUUGUGCGCGGCGCGCUGUGCACUGUCGACCGCGACUACGGAUGGGUGCUCAACACCAUGCUGCACCACAUCCAGGACACCCAUGUUGCCCACCACGUGUUCUCGCAGAUGCCGCACUACCACGCUGAGGAGGCCACCCGCCACCUCAAGAAGAAGCUGGGAAAGUACUAUUACUACGACCGCACCAACUUCCUCUAUGCGCUGUACCACAACCUGCGCCACUGCCAGUUCGUCGAGGACUCGGGCUCCGUGCUGUUCUUCCGCAACACAUCGACCCCGGCCGCCAACUAGGUCCAUUUCUUUC